AUGGUCAAGUAUUUCUGCUGCGCAGGUUUACUGAAAUGCUCCUGGGACCAAGUUUGCGUUGCUUUCUGGCAACGGUAUCCAAACCCCUACAGUAACCAUGUUCUGACUGAAGACAUCAUUUUCCGAGAGGUAACCCCCAGCAACUGCCUCAUUUCCAGACGUCUUUUGACCAAAACGAGCCGGGCGCCACGCUGGAUGGAACGCUAUCUUCCAAAGCACAUGGCUAGCUGUGCGUACAUCGUGGAGGACUCCGUUGUGGACCCUCAGAACAGAACGAUGACCACGAUGACGUGGAACAUUAGUCAUGCUCGUCUUAUGUCUGUGGAAGAGCGAUGCCAAUAUCGAAUUAACCCUGAGAAUGGCAGCUGGACUGUAAUAAAUAGAGAGGCUUGGAUUUCGUCCAACGUGUAUGGUCUCUCGAGAGCUGUUCAGGAAUUUGGUCUCGCAAGGUUUAAGAAGAGUGUUACUAAGACCAUGAAGGGUUUUGAAUAUGUGCUGGCCAAAAUGCAAGGUGAAACGCCAUCAAGGAGUUUGGCAGAAGCAGCAACAGAGCGUGCAAGAGAGACAGCGCUGGCAGCUAAGGAGAAAGCCAAAGACUUAGCCUCACAGGCUCAGAAGAAACAAUACGUGUGA
This is a messenger RNA of Nerophis lumbriciformis (worm pipefish), 633 nucleotides long. NCBI's taxonomy places the organism in Eukaryota, Metazoa, Chordata, Actinopteri, Syngnathiformes, Syngnathidae. The record is from RefSeq and is a predicted model, not a curated record.